GAAAAACACAAGAGAAAAAAGUAAUUAACAAUGUUUGGAGUAGUGUUCCCCAAUCGAAGCUUCCCUAUGGAUAUCUCCACCUUUGCUCAAAUAGACCCCACCCAUUGGGUCCUUGACAUGAACACCUUUGUUGGGGAAGCAUAUGAUUCGAUUCGAGAAGUCUGCAUAUUCCUCCUCAACAACUUCACGCUGCCACCAGACAAGGCCCUCGCUGUGUAUAUCCAAUCCCCUGGCUCACCUUUCCUCUUUUGUGGUGCAGUCACACUGACUCGACCCUCUGCUGUGCUGUCGCUUCCUUGGCCAGAGCCCGGUGGGCAACUGCAACUCACUGCUGAUGCAACUCCAAUCUCUGCAAAGAUAGGUGUUUCAGUUGAGGAUCUUGCAACACUUCCCUCCCUUGAUGUGGCAGCAGGGCAGAAAAUUGAGAGGUUGGCACUGAAAGUUGGCGAGAAUUUAUUCAAUUUUAUGCAGUCAUUUUGUGGAGUGGAUGGCAGUAAGCUGGUGGUGCCUAUGGAUAUAUUGGAUCGCUGGUUCAAGAAAUUCCAGGAACGUGCAAAGCGAGAUCCAGAAUAUUUGAAGGGCUUCGCUUUGUAGUUGGGAUGGCUGGGAAGGACAUCUGCAUGUAUGAAGUUUCCUCUGUUUUCUCUUUGGAGGAUUGUCAUGAGAAUAUAAUGAGUUAAUUGUUGUAGGAUUGUGGUAUGCCAUUGGUCAGUAUUUGGUUAAAACUUUGGGCGACAACCGUUGUCUAAUGUUUGAUUAUUAGAAAUGAAUUACAAUCUUAUCAUUUCAGUUCCA
This is a messenger RNA of Solanum stenotomum, 795 nucleotides long. Its product is annotated as protein OPI10 homolog. Gene Ontology annotation, biological process: protein import into nucleus. Gene Ontology annotation, cellular component: cytosol; nucleus. The coding region runs from base 31 to 594 and encodes 187 amino acids. NCBI's taxonomy places the organism in Eukaryota, Viridiplantae, Streptophyta, Magnoliopsida, Solanales, Solanaceae. Gene Ontology annotation, molecular function: nuclear import signal receptor activity. The transcript has 2 exons. The record is from RefSeq and is a predicted model, not a curated record.